Closterium sp. NIES-67 is the source of this 2158-nucleotide messenger RNA. The record is from the annotation of a GenBank genome assembly. NCBI's taxonomy places the organism in Eukaryota, Viridiplantae, Streptophyta, Zygnematophyceae, Desmidiales, Closteriaceae.
CGAUCAGUUGCCGUGAGAAUGAAGCCCGUGUGCGCUGCUUCCGCGCCGUAACUGAUAAACGCGUCCUGGCCGCUUUGAUCCGCUUGAUUGGCCGAUUCGUUUCGUUUUCGACUGUUCCUCAAGUCGCGACAGCGUGACGCCAAUAGUACCGCCCUUCGACUGCGGCGUUAUUUAGCGGCCGCGACUUCCGAUCUCGUCCCUUGUGUCACUAACCUCGCUCGACUACGUUCAUUCGUUCGAUCGCCUUUCUUCGACUACCACUUGCCCAUUCGCGUUGUUUUUCUUUCUCAGUAGAAAGCCUUGCCGCGGUGGUGCUUGAGCUCCGACUGAAGCCCGGCCACCGCUGGUCCUCAUGUUCGGCUUCUUCAAGAAGGGCGGCAAGCCGCAGCACCCGCCGCCGCAGCAGCAGCAGCAGCCACCGCCUGGCCAGCCCGGCUAUCCCCCCCCGGGGUACGCUCAGGGCGGCUACCCGCAAGCAGCGCCGCCCCCCGCGGGCUAUGGCGCACCAGCGGGGGGCUAUGGGCAGGCGGGGGGUUACGGCGGGGCGCCGCAGCCUGGGGCGGGUGGGGCGGGGAGGCAGCAGAUGUCGUUUCAGCAGAAGUACGGGUUCAUCCCGGACUCCUUCCACAGCAUCCAGCAGGUGCAGGAGAAGCUCCGAGAGGUGGGCCUGGAGUCCAGCAAUCUCAUCGUCGCCGUUGAUUUCACCAAGAGCAACGAGUGGACGGGCAAGUACACCUUCGGUGGGCGCUGUCUGCACGCCAUAGGCCCGCAGAUGAACCCCUAUGAGCAGGCCAUUCAGAUCAUCGGCGAGACGCUCGAGCCCUUCGACGAAGACAACCUCAUCCCCGCCUUCGGCUUCGGCGAUGCCUCCACGCACGACAAGGCAGUCUUCUCCUUCAAUCGCGACAACCGCCCGUGCCAGGGCAUAGCAGAGGCGCUCAGUCGCUACCGGACCAUAGCGCCGCACGUCAAGCUCUCAGGCCCCACAUCCUUCGCCCCGGCCAUAGAGGCGGCGGUGCGCAUAGUGGAGGAGAGCGGCGGGCAGUACCACGUGCUGCUCAUCAUUGCAGACGGCCAGGUGACGCGCAGUGCGGACGUGCCGCCAGGGCAGCUCAGCAAGCAGGAGCGCGCCACAGUGGACGCCAUCGUGGCCGCCAGCAACUACGCGCUGUCGAUCGUGCUGGUGGGCGUGGGCGAUGGGCCGUGGGACGUGAUGCAGGGCUUUGACGACCUGCUGCCCGCCAGGGCCUUUGACAACUUCCAGGUACUCACUCCCCCACCCAUCCCCUCCACCCCCAACUACGCGCUGUCGAUCAUCCUGGUGGGCGUGGGCGACGGGCCGUGGGAGGUGAUGCACGAGUUUGACGACGGGCUGCCCGCGCGCAACUUUGACAACUUCCAGUUUGUGGACUGUUCGCAGAUAAUGGCGUCUGCAGCGUCGCACGAGCAGAAGGCGGUGCAGUUCUCGCUGAGGGCGCUCAUGGAGGUGCCGCUGCAGUUCAAGGCGUGCAGCGAGAUGGGCGCGCUGGGCAAGCGCAUUGGUCGCAUGCCACCCACGCCACCCCUGCCUCCACCGCCGCGGGUCUUGGAGAUGGAUGCAGCUGCUGCCAUGGGCAUGGGGUACCCGCAGCAGCAGCAGCAGCCGUACUCCCAGCAGCAACAGCCGCCCCCCUACUACCAGCAGCAGCAGCAGCCAUACCCCGGUGCCCCUCCCCCCAGCUAUCCCUCCCCUCCCUCUGGCCCCACCGCUCCAUCAGCCCCGUCCGCCCCCUCUGCUCCCCCAGCUCCAGACCAGUUCUCUCAGCAGGGAGGGGGGUAUCCACCUCCCCAAGGCGGGUACAGCCAGCACAGUGGUUACCCCCCACAACAGGGGGGUUACCCUCCUCAGCAGGGCGGUUACCCUAAUCAAGCAAGUGGCUAUCCUAAUCCACAGGGUGGCUACCCCCUGCAGCAAGGUGGUUACUCUUCUUCGCAGCCAGGCGGUUACCCCCCUCAGCAGGGCGGCAACCCGCCACAGCAGGGCGGUUACUCGUCUCAACCAGGCCCCUAUCCACCUCCCCCGCAGCAAGGCUAUCGACCUUGACUCUAGUGCAGUCGUCACUUGUAUAACUUCUGUUUUGUUGGCUAUUGGUUAAUUCAAUAAAGCAUGGCUUUGAUC